Molecule: messenger RNA, 435 nt
Organism: Racocetra persica
Lineage: Eukaryota; Fungi; Glomeromycota; Glomeromycetes; Diversisporales; Gigasporaceae
Source: the annotation of a GenBank genome assembly
CAAAAUUGCAAUCACUCGUUGAUGCAGGAACACAUCCAGAGUCAUAUUACGAUAAAUUAUUGCAUCCUACUAGUGCUCAAUUAAGAAGAUAUUUAUUAUCAAUUACUCGUAAAGAAACAAGGUUACUUGCCAAAAUUCAGGACUUGUUAUGUUUGCCUAGACCGAUAUCUCCACCAAUUCGUCGCUUAUCCGUGGGAUCUCAUCAUCUAGAAUACGGUUUUCCAUCAACACAUGCUACAAAUGCGGUAUCAAUUGCACUCUACUUUCUAACAAGCAUAUAUGCUGUCGAAUCGAGUAAUGUACUUAAAUUUGUUGCUGUCGGUAUGAUUAUUGGAAGUUGGAAUUUUUCAAAAUCUGGUUUCUCGAAUAAUGGUGAUGUGCCUUAUGAUUAUAAUUCUACUGGGCUUGUUAUAACAAUAUCACGAAUUAUUUUGG